Molecule: messenger RNA, 174 nt
Organism: Letharia columbiana
Lineage: Eukaryota; Fungi; Ascomycota; Lecanoromycetes; Lecanorales; Parmeliaceae
Exons: 1
Coding region: 1-174 (57 amino acids)
Source: RefSeq, a predicted model, not a curated record
AUGGCAACGGAAAUGGCAACGGAAAUGGAAACGGAAAUGGCAACGGAAAUGGCAACGGAAAUGGGCAUGGGCAACGGAAAUGGGAACGGAAAUGGGAAUGGAAAUGGCAACGGAAACGGAAACGGAAAUGGAAAUGGGAAUGGAAAAGGGGGUGGGGAUUAUAGGGAACGCUGA